This is a messenger RNA of Penicillium diatomitis, 369 nucleotides long. RefSeq lists its product as uncharacterized. Bases 1 to 369 code for a protein of 122 amino acids. The record is from RefSeq and is a predicted model, not a curated record. NCBI's taxonomy places the organism in Eukaryota, Fungi, Ascomycota, Eurotiomycetes, Eurotiales, Aspergillaceae. The transcript has 2 exons.
AUGGAAACAGAAAACCACCUCAUCAAGAGCCUCAUCAUUUCGCUCGGCUUUUCCGCCGACUCAGUUAAGCGUUACCUGCAGUUGGCCGACCAAAAUACAGUUGCGGAUCGUAAGGUGGCCAUUCCGGCCGCGAUGGGGCGCCCACUUAGGGCGCCCGCGGUAGCCUCCAACCGAUCUCCUUGCUCAACAUCAUCGUCGCAAGUGACACCUAGCGUCCCUGUUGAGGGAAAAGACUCGGUUAAACAGCCCUUGUUAGGAGCAACCAAUGUGUACUUCGGCCAUUCCGGCAGCAAAGGGGUGGCUAGUCGAGGCGCCCUCGGUGACCUCCUGCCAAUCUCCGUGCUCAACAUCGUCGCAGGUGACAUCUAG